This is a messenger RNA of Amyelois transitella, 1496 nucleotides long. RefSeq lists its product as uncharacterized. The record is from RefSeq and is a predicted model, not a curated record. Gene Ontology annotation, cellular component: mitochondrion. NCBI's taxonomy places the organism in Eukaryota, Metazoa, Arthropoda, Insecta, Lepidoptera, Pyralidae. The transcript has 2 exons. The coding region runs from base 121 to 1443 and encodes 440 amino acids.
CUGACUGAACGGUUAAUUAACAAAACAUCAAAAAUAAAAACAACCUAACCUCACUGAAAUUUAAUAAUUUUCUUUCUUAGUAAAUAAAUUAAAUUGGCCUAGUGUCUCUCAGGAAGAAUAAUGUUGCGAAAUUUAAAGAAGAUAACUUUUCCAAGAAAAAGAAUAUUUGCAAUUAAUUUUCAGAGAACUUUCCUUACUAAUGAUUAUAAAUGCAAUGAAGCAUGGAGAGAACAACUAUCAUCACCGAUAUUAAAUAAAGUAAAAUUAAAUGAUUUUUACAACGUAUUGGACCAAAGUUAUGCCACUAAAGGUAUAAUAACCGCUAUAGAUGUGGACAUAUUUGCUAAUUCAUUGAGGGAUCCUACAUACCUAGAAGAACUCCGGGAUCUUUUGCAUAAGUUGAGACUUUCGGCAGAAACUGGUUUUAUGCUAGAUUCAACACAUCACGCAAUAGUUAGAAACUACAUUGAAUUUGAAAGAGUGCAUGAGUUAAUUGAAAUGUUAAAAGAUCCCCUUAACUAUGGUGUUUUUCUGGAUGAUUAUGCUGCUAAUAUAUUACUAGACAAAUUAAUUACAACUUCAGAAUAUGAACAAGCGGCUAAUGUUGCAUCCUUGAUAAUGCUUCAAGAAGAUUAUGGAAACGAAAUAACCUGUGCUCUUUGUCAAUUUGCUUGUUAUAAAUAUAUUUUUAGUGAUAGCUGCAGUAGCGCUGUCUUAGCUGAGCCUGAGACCAAAAAUGUAAAAGUGGAAGAAAUAAAAAUUAGGGUUAAAUAUUUGAGAAAUCCUUAUUUUGAUGACCAUUUUGAUAUCAACGAUUUAUCCUUAUUAGCUGGGAAGUCACUUGCCUGGAUUUCACAAAAAAAUAAUAACAAUUUAAAUAAUAACCUAGAAAUUAUUGGAUGGCUUAUUUAUAGAAAAUAUGAGAGUUUGAUUAAUCUCUGCCAAGAAUGCACAAAAAUUGAAUCAUUUAAAGUGUAUCCUGAAAUUAUUAAAUUGAUUGAGCGACAGAUUGCCACUGUACCGGAUGAAGAAAAAAAAUGUUUAAAUGAUUGUGUAUCCUUCCUUUCUGGUGUAAAUUCAAUGGGUGAAUCAUUGGAAUAUUCAAUGAAGAUGACCAUUGAAAAUGCUAUUAACAAAACUCAGAACCAAGAUAUAAUUGAACAAAAGAAGUUAUUCAAAUUAUGGGCUACACAUAGAGAAUUGAGAUUAGAAGAACAAAUCAAACGUUUGGAUAGGGCCAAACGUAUGCAGUUGAUAGAACAGAAACAAGAACAAUUGAAAGAAGAGGAACAGAGAUUAUGGUUUUUCGAUAAUGAAGAUAAAAUUGAUCUUCAAAUCGAGGAAAAAGAAAAACUUGUGGAGGUUGAACAUGGAGAGAAAAAGACAUCAAAGACUAUUGACGAAAAUUAUAUACCACCAGAAAUCUUACCACAAAGGAAAUAAAACCAAACUCACCAGUUAUAAAUAAAAACUGCAUGUUAGAUUAUAAUGAGUUU